AUGCGCUUCGUCCACCUCCUUGUCGCGCUCAGCCUCGGUGCCUGGGACACCGCCGAUGGCACCUGCGCCAACUUGUGCUCGGGGCAUGGCACUUGCGGCGCUGCCAACAAAUGCACGUGCUUUACCAAUUGGAUGGGCGCCGACUGCUCGAGCCGCGCCUGCCGAAGGCAUCGCCUGGUCCGACAGGCGUCGGCGACCAACACGGCCCACGCGAUGAUGGAGUGUUCGAACCGUGGGACGUGCGACUACAUCAAGGGCGUGUGCACGUGCGCCGACGGGUUCGCCGGGGACGCGUGCCAGCGAAGUGUGUGCUUGAACUCGUGCUCGGGCCAUGGCAUGUGCCAAUCGACGGCCAUGAUGGCACUCGCGUACGGCCGAGACAUUGGUACUGGGUCAGGCCCAACGUAUACCAACUGGGAAGCCAACUCGAUGAUGGCGUGCUUCUGCGACUACGGAUACCAGGGGCCCGACUGCUCGCUGCGCCUGUGCCCCCAAGAACGACGACCCGCUCACGACAGGCCAGACGUACCAGAGUGUCGUGCUGAGCAUCGCCGGUGCAGGGUCGGCGCUCGCGGGUACCGUGACGUUCACGUUCAACGGGCGCUCUGUGACGAUGCCGGCGAAUGGCAACGCCAACUCGGAUGCAAUUUGCGCGGCGGCGAUCACCAGCCUUACCAACGUCGGGAGUGCGACAUGCGUGCAAGGCCCUAUCGACGGCACAACGGGCGGUGCGUCGUAUACGAUUUCGUUCACGUCGUGGCCAAUGACGCCGGUGGAAAACAACGUGUUUACGCACAACGGAAACCCGGCGCUCGGUCAAUUCAGCUGCAAUGUGCUCGGUGUCACGAGCAGCAACACGCCGUCGUGCAGCCUUGUCGACGGCAACACGGCCAACCUCGUCGAAUACGCGUUUUGCUCGAACCGCGGCAUUUGCAACUUUGCCACGGUCUCUGCACGUGCUUUAUGGACUACAAGGCGAUCGACUGCCACCAGCCUAGUAACAUCCCCGACAAUCUGGACGAGCACGACGGGUUCCUCAUCGAGCCAACGGGGCCGACGUACCGAGGCACAGCGCUGCGCAUCCAUACCAUCAAAGGAAGCGCGACGGACUUUCAGAUGAUUCGGAUCGAAGCGGGCGCGGUUACGCUCUUCUAUAUGGACGGCGCGGGCCACACAUACUGGAGCGCCGGCAACGUCCGGAUCCAAUCGGGCACUCUGUUUUCGUCGACGGCGGCGCGACCGGUGUCUGCCUCGGUUCAAAGUGCUGCCGUCCUUGGUCUCGUCGCAGGACACGCUUCGUACGCGAGCGAUGUGCUGCAGCUCCAAGCCACUCGCGCGGGCUCCAGUGCGUUCAACUUGAUUGCUGCCUCCACGUCUGGGCUGUCGACGGCGGUGUUUGAUGUGCGUGGCGACGGCCGGACUACUGUCCGUCUUGGUGGUUUCGAGGUGCUCUCGGGGGGCGCCACGAUCACCGACACGACAACGUCGGCGACGACGACGACGGUUCGAAACACGAACGCCGCGUUCACAGGCACGGUGCUGUCCGUUUUGGCGACAACGGCGUCAGCUUACCCCGCGGCGGACUACUUCUUACUCACAUGCACGGCCACAACGGCGGCGCCAGUGUGA
Molecule: messenger RNA, 1629 nt
Organism: Saprolegnia parasitica CBS 223.65
Lineage: Eukaryota; Oomycota; Saprolegniomycetes; Saprolegniales; Saprolegniaceae
Exons: 8
Coding region: 1-1629 (542 amino acids)
Source: RefSeq, a predicted model, not a curated record